Messenger RNA from Alternaria ventricosa, 1914 nucleotides. RefSeq lists its product as uncharacterized. The transcript has a single exon. The coding region runs from base 1 to 1914 and encodes 637 amino acids. The record is from RefSeq and is a predicted model, not a curated record. Lineage: Eukaryota; Fungi; Ascomycota; Dothideomycetes; Pleosporales; Pleosporaceae.
AUGCCAGAACGCAGCAUCGUAUCGUCUGAGAUCGAACGACUGGAAACAAGCGAUGACAUAUCCGACAAGACAAUUUACGAGCCACUCCCAGCGGGCGAGUUUAUACGCGUGUUGAAACUGCAACCCGGCGAUACCGACCACGACAUCAAGUGCAGCCUCGAGAUUGUCGACUUAGAACAGUCCAAGGGCUCAUAUGAAGCGAUAUCAUACGUUUGGGGCGACCCCAACGACACUAUCGACGUGCAAUGUAAUGGACAGCGGGUGCCGAUUACCUUGAGCCUCGCAGAUGCUCUUCGAAACUUUCGUCACACAUCUGAGCCUCGGCUACUAUGGGUGGACGCUUUGUGUAUCAACCAGGAAGACAAGAAGGAGAAAGGACACCAAGUCAAGAGAAUGGGCGAGGUGUAUGCGAACGCAAAACGUACGCUUGUCUGGCUUGGUUGCGAUGAUCAAAAUAUUGCUAAAGAUGCAUUUGCCCUCAUCCUCGAGGCGAAUGCAUACUUUGCGGAUUCAUUCUUACAAGCGAACCAAAGAACGAGCAUGAUGGCGCCCUUUGUGAAACCGUAUCCUAUUUCUAUGGACCGAGAAAGAUGGUUAGGGGUCGCAAGCCUCUUCAAGUUUCCUUGGUUUAGAAGAGUAUGGACUGUUCAGGAAUCCGCCAUCGCUGAGGAAUGUCACGUUUAUUGGGGCUCAGCCAGCAUUGAUAUUGCCGAUGUGUUGGAAAUAUGUGUGUGGCUUUCGCAAAGGCAAGAUUUCAAAGGGACCAUCUGCAACGUCGUUAGAAAUUUCAAUUACCUUGGGCCGAGAAACAUAGGAACUUACCUUCGCUACAAGGCACACCGGCCAAAACGAUGGCAGCAAUCCCGCAUAGGAUUGGCUUACUUGGCCACCAAAUCCGAAAACAGCACGUUUAUGAUGGUCCUUCAGGCUUCCCGAUACCUAAAAGCAAGCGAUCCCAGAGACCAUGUUUACGCGUUCUUGGGUUGUCCAGCCGCGAUUGACAGUACAGGCCGCACGUUCGUGGAGGCAGACUAUACUUCUUCGAUAGACGAUCUCAAUCUUCGUCUCGCCUAUGCGUCAAUGAAGAAUGCUGCAGAAGGACCUUUCUUUCUUUCGGCUGUUCGUCACAACAGUAGAGACAGACUUCUGGACGGCGUGCAUCCUUCUUGGCUACCGGUAUGGCAUGUUGCUGGGGAAUAUUGCCGGGACAUAGCGAACCCGACAUUUUGGUUCCAAGCUGGCGGCAUCAGAAAACUCUUUACAGCCACUGAGAACGGCGAAAGGCGAUUGAGCAUUGGUGCUUGCACCUUCGACACCGUCAUCUGGAGGUCGUCUACGAUACAAAAGGAUCGUGCAGACCUCACUCCCACUUAUGUAUCAACUAGCGGACUUCAUGGAGUAUUCAUCGACACGUUAUGGGAUGAUGUGAUGCGGAGCUCAUCACAAUUGGGCAUCACAGUACAAUAUGCCGAUUUUUUCCGCAGCUUAAUGAUAGGCUACCCAAUCAACGAUGGCUUCUCUUCCAUUUCCGACGAAGAACAGCAACGCAUGAUUGAUGCAUACAGAAAGAGGACCAGUGUGGCGGGACGGGGUAACCAGGAGGCUGUGAUGGAUGUAGUAGAGAGACGAGACGCAACAUGGGUCAAGGGUAUCCUUUACAAUAUCCACAAUGCAAGCAUGUUUCUGACUAGGGGUGGACGUAUCGGAAUAGCUCCACUGGGUCACUUGGUCGAAGUCGGCGAUGUUUGCUGCAUCGUCUUCGGGGCAACUGUGCCUUUUCUCCUCACGCCAGUAAGAGAAGGCCGGCACAAGCUUAUAAGCGAAUGCUACAUCAACGGUGUGAUGAAUGGCGAGAUCAUGCAACAGUUCGCCGGAAGCGACGACCUCAGCGAGCAUUGUAUCGUCCUUGAAUAG